CACACACAACCCACAUGUCUCAGAAAAUUUAAAUAUCUGUUCAGCAUACAUUUCAUCAAUAGAAUUUUGCAGCGCCAGCAAAUUGAAUUGUAACAGAAAAUAAUAUAAAAAAAAAUAUAUAUAUGUAAAAAAUAAAAGAAACAUUUGAAAAAACAAAAAACAAAAAAAUAAAUAAAGCCAAAAGCAAUACAAGUGCUUGGCGCUUCUAAGUGAAUAUAUGGGCAUAUAAAGAGAAUAAGAACGCACUGGAAAUACAAUACAUAAAAUACUGAUUUAAGUACAUAAAAGCCUGCCGCAGACAGUGCAGACAACAAUAAAAAAUCCAAAGAAAAAAAAUCAAAACAAACCUACAAAAACAAAGAGCAAAGCAACAACAGCUUCAAGUGGCUGCCUCUGAAGACGACAAAGCGUUAACAUGAUUUGAUUUUUCGAAAGAGAGCUGCAAAUUGGCAAAUGCAAAACAACAAUGAAAUGCAUGCUCAAUGGAGAAAAGUGGCGCCAGAAGUGGCAAACGCUGGCAGCAGGAGUCGGCGGCAAUUGUCAGCGGCAGCAGCAGCAGCAGCAUCAAGAACAACAACAACAAGUUGCUGGCAUUCGUGUAAGGGCGACAAAACAAUUGCCGCCGUUGUUAUUGAUGCUGAUGCUGCUGCUGCUGCUGUUGGCAGUUGAGCAUGCAAAUUCAACAACAGCGGCAACAACUUCAACAGCAACAGCAGCAACACGCCCAACGGGCACAGUAAAUGCGCCAGCAACAGCAACAACAACAGCAGCAGCAGCAGCAGCAUCAGCAACAGCAGCAGCAGCAAUCGCUGCGGCAGCAGCAACAUCCUCCUCAAUGGCCAGUUCCUGGCUAGGAGCAACUUCAGCCCAAGGCAAUCCAUUUAAAAACCUUGUGCGAAUCGGCGAUGGCAACAUCGUCACGCGUACGGCCAUUGAGCAAUCGCUGGUGACAAUACACGACAUCGCCACCGAAAAUCUGGGUACACUGUGCAUCUCCACGCUUUAUCGACCGCUCCAGGUGCCCAUCAACUCGGAGCGGUUCGAGAGCAGCAGACAAAAGGCCGAUUUGGCGGCAUCGAUACUCCAGGAAGUGGGCAUCAUACGACAUGGCGGGCUCUCGGAUGCGCUGGCCAAGGGCUUGCUCACGGAUGAAUACAUAAAUGGUGCACGCAUUUUAGCUUUGAACCUAACCAACGGCGCGGUUCAGUCGUACGUCUGGUGGGUGAAGAGCGGUCACGAGACGCAGCGCUACGAGGAGGAGGGCCUGCAAAUUGGCAAAAAGCCUGCUCACAGUUAUCCCUGGUUUGAUGACGAGAGCAGCACACCGACAUUGCGCUCCCCGAAAUUUGCGCCGAGCCCGCCGAAUAACUACUACAAGGGCUGGUGGACCUAUCCGUAUUUCUCGUGCGCGCUGAGCAAGUGGCUCGUCUCGUACAGCAUCGCCAUACCGCCGAGCGGACGGCACGGAUUGCGGGGAUUCAUCAGCGUGGACAUCGACGUGACCUCGCUGCGGGUCAACCAGUGCGACGCGUCGCCCUAUCGCUUUGGCAGCCAGCAACAGCUGCUGAUGCGGCAAAGGCAGCCGGCGCGACGCGCCACGGCAGCAGCCGCCGCCUUGGGUAGUGCCAACGAUGUGGACACCAUAAAUGAUUUGCAGGCGUUUCACAGCUCGCACAAAUGCCAUCGCGCCUCCAUGGUGUGCGACUAUCGCCAGCCGAGCGCGGAGGCGCCGACAAUAAGCAGCGGCAAAAUAUUGGCGGCCAUGUCCGGCAGCAGCUGGUCACGUGGCGCCUAUCAAUGCCUGUGCAAGCGCGGCUUUUAUUCGCUGCGGCAUCCGGAUGGCUUCAACGGCACCAUCAUGGAGAUUGCCUGGCAGGAGCAUCAGGACAAUAUAAGCAAUUACUAUACGGACGUAUUCAAGUGUUUGCCUUGCGCACCCGGCUGCGACACCUGCACCGGGCCCGAGCCCUGUCUGGCCAAUUAUCAUUGGCCAUUCAGAAUAUCCCUGUUGACCAUUUCGAUUGGGUGCGCCUGCGGCACUUUUGUGCUGCUGUGCUAUCUGUUUCGACAUCGGCGCGUCAAAGUCUUCAAGGUGGCCAGUCCCAUAUUCCUGAUGAUCACGCUCAUCGGCUGUGCCAUUAUGUAUCUGGAGAUGGUCGCAAUUUUUCCAUACCUGGACACCACCUGGUGCAUUGCCACCAAGUGGACGCGUCACAUGGGCUUCUGCAUUACCUACACCUCGCUGCUGAUGAAGACCUGGCGUGUGUCCUUGACAUAUCGCGUCAAGUCGGCCCAUAAGAUCAAGCUGAACGAUCAGCAGCUGUUGCAGUGGAUGGUGCCCAUAUUGCUCGUAAUGCUCAUCUAUCUGGGCACUUGGACUAUUUCGGCCACGCCUUAUGCUGAGGUGAUCUACGAUCAGCAUCAUCUUAAGUUCAAGCAAUGCUCGUACAAUUGGUGGGAUCACAGUUUGGCCAUUGGCGAGGUCUUCUUUCUGGCCUGGGGCAUACGGGUCUGUUAUAAUGUCCGCAACGCGGAGAGUCUCUACAAUGAGGCGCGUCUCAUCUCCUAUGCCAUCUACAACAUUGCCAUCGUGAACAUUGCCAUGGUGGCAUUUCAUGUAAUGCUCUUUCCGAAUGCUGGACCCGAUUACAAAUACAUGCUGGGCUUUGUGCGCACCCAGCUAUCCACGACGACGACCAUUGCCCUGGUCUUUGGUCCGAAAAUUGCGCGUGUCCUCAAGGGCCAGGGCGACAAAUGGGAUCAGAAGGCCAAGGUGCGCAGCAUAACCGCAUCCUUUUCGCUCAACGGCGUUGGCCUGGUGCCCGAAGAGUCGCCCGAUCUGUACCAGGAGAACGAGGAACUCAAGGAGCAAAUCCAGAAGCUGGCCCACCAAAUCGAGUUCAUGAAGACUGUGCACAUGCAGAUGAAUAACCGGCAUCUGAAACCAAAACCCGGUGGCUACUUUACCAUCACAUCGACCUCGUUCCAGGCGCCCUACAGCAAGAACACGGUGUCCACGGCGCAGACACAAACCGGCAAGGAGGACUCCAGCGGGUUGACCGGAAAUGCGACGCCUUCGAAAUGCAAAUCGCCGAAGGGCAAAGUCUGACGCGGUCAACGAAGUGUUAAAGAUUGCUCAAUAAAUGUUGUUGAUAAGCAUGGAAGGGUCGUAGAAGAGGCAAUUGAUUUUAGUUUCUAUCAAGCAGAAGCAGCAGAGCAGCAGCAGCAGCAGCAGCAGCAGCAGGAGCAACUGGAAUCUGAGCUAGAGGGGCAGGAGCACGUGGAACUGGGUAAUGAGGCCGAAUUGCUGCGUCAAUUUCAUCGUCUCUUUGCGCCCAUUGUGGAUGACAGCCUGCAGCUGUAUUACGAGCUAAAUAGCCAACUGGACAAGGAGGAGAGUGGAGAUGUGCAGCACAUACGCAUACAUCGCACCGUGGCGGAGCUGAACGAGCUGACCAGCAGCGAGGAGGAGGAAGCGACGCUAAUCACACAGCUCCAUUCGCAGCAGGCGGAGCAACAACAGCCGCCGGCAACGCCCAGCAGCAGCAGCAGCCACAGCUCCAUAUCGUCCACAUCGAGCAGCUGUUUGUAUGCCAUACACACGCCCCCGCCGCCGGCGCAAUCGCCGCCGUCUGUGUCCAGUGAGCCGCAGACCCUGACGGAGCACGUGCAGGUGCAUGGCCACAACAACAAUGAGGAGGAGGAGGAGGAGGAGGAGCCCAGCAGCAGUAACAAUAACAAUAACAACAACAACAACAACACCUCCUGCUCAUUGUCCUCCACGCUGACGGAUAGCAAAACCUUGGAUGCACGCACGCCCAUUGUGGUUUAGGAUACCCCGAUCUGCUUUCUGCUUCACUUUGUGAUUUUGUUUGCAAAAUCUACGAAACAACAACAGCAACAACAACAACAGUAAUUCGCUUAAACUAGACUUAAAUAAUGUUUGUGUAUAUGUCCCUGUCUGUCUGCCUGCCUGUAAUAUUGUUUAGCUGGAUGCGUUUAUGCGUGGCAGAGAUUCGUGAAAGGAAAGCCCAACGAUGCAAUUUUUUAUAAAUUUUAAAUACUUGACAUUCUUUGAAAGUUGGACUUUUAUGACUUUUACUAAUUUCAAACAAAUACUUAAAUUUUUUUUUAAAUUAUAAUUAAAUUAUUCUUAUCUCUCGAUCUACGCGACGCAUAAUCGCAUUUCGCCCGCUUCAAAUUCCUAAAUUAAUUGUAUUUCUGUUCUGCUUCUUAAACAUGCGCCCAGUUUUAAUCGGUUUUCAAACAUAUUUUCGAUCAUCCAUCAACAGAACCAAAAGAAAAUCAAACAUUGAGCAAACUUUUUUCACUUCGUUCGGAUUGUGAAGGAAGAAUUUGGUGGAGAUACUGGCCUGGUUGGAAGGGGCCAGCUACCUUGUAGAAGGUCAUUUGGUAGAGCUCAUAGAGCUAUGCCCUAGGGCUUAGCCUGAUGUUUCAUUAUUUCUCUCAUGCACCUUAGCAUAAAGUAAUUUAUUAUUUCGACGCACUCACUCACAGUACUUUGUUGCAAUUCGGUUUAGUGCUCUUUAAAUUCUAAGUAAUUAGUCAAAAUUAAUUUACUUAACUCAACAUAAAUCUACUUAAAUGCAGUAUACAUAAAAACUUAAGGUUAGCAAAACGAGUCGAUUUUAGUAUGGUAAAAGCAUAAUUAAUAAAAAAAAAAA
This is a messenger RNA of Drosophila virilis, 4685 nucleotides long. RefSeq names its product probable G-protein coupled receptor CG31760. NCBI's taxonomy places the organism in Eukaryota, Metazoa, Arthropoda, Insecta, Diptera, Drosophilidae. Gene Ontology annotation, biological process: G protein-coupled receptor signaling pathway. The record is from RefSeq and is a predicted model, not a curated record. Gene Ontology annotation, molecular function: G protein-coupled receptor activity. Gene Ontology annotation, cellular component: membrane.